Messenger RNA from Chinchilla lanigera (long-tailed chinchilla), 1410 nucleotides. RefSeq names its product OCIA domain containing 1 (gene Ociad1). The coding region runs from base 169 to 912 and encodes 247 amino acids. Lineage: Eukaryota; Metazoa; Chordata; Mammalia; Rodentia; Chinchillidae. The transcript is spliced from 9 exons. The record is from RefSeq and is a predicted model, not a curated record. Gene Ontology annotation, cellular component: endosome.
CUGUGUCUGGGUGACUUCUAGGUGGCCGUGCGCAGUCCGUCCCCUCCCCCUUGUCGCAGUCCCGCGCGUUCCUCCUUCUCUACCCUCCGCUAGGUUUUUCUCCCAGCUCCUGUCCCCGAUCGCUUGGACCCGACGCGCCGUGGCCCGCCGCUUCAUUUGGGAGGAAAGAUGAAUGGGCGGGCUGAUUUUCGAGAGCCAAAUGCAGAAGUUCCAAGACCAAUUCCCGUCAUAGGGGUUGAUUACAUUCCGACAGAGGAAGAAAGAAGAAUGUUUGCAGAAUGCAAUGAUGAAAGCUUCUGGUUCAGAUCUGUGCCUUUGGCUGCCACAAGUAUGUUGAUUACUCAAGGACUAAUUAGUAAAGGAAUUCUUUCAAGUCAUCCCAGAUUUGGUUCCAUCCCUAAACUUAUAUUUGCUUGUAUCAUGGGAUACUUUGCUGGAAAACUUUCUUAUGUGAGAACUUGCCAAGAAAAGUUCAAGAAUCUUGAAAAUUCUCCUCUUGGAGAAGCUUUGCGAUCAGGACAAGCACGGCGAUCUUCACCACCUGGGCACUAUUCUCAGAAGUCAAAAUAUGACUCAAAUGUGAGUGGUCAGUCCUCUUUUGUGACCUCCCCUGCAGCAGACAACAUAGAAAAGGAGAUGCUUCCUCAUUAUGAGCCAAUUCCAUUCAGUGCUUCUAUGAAUGAAUCCACUCCUACUGGUAUUUCUGAUCAUAUUGCCCAAGGACCUGAUCCCAACCUUGAAGAAAGUCCCAAAAGAAAAAAUAUUACAUAUGAGGAAUUAAGACAAAAGAACAGAGAGUCAUAUGAAGUAACUUUAACACAAAAGACUGGCCCCUCAGUCAGGCCUAUGCAGGAAAGAGUGCCCCAAAAAGAAGUCAAAGUAAACAAAUAUGGAGAUACUUGGGAUGAGUGAACAAGUACAUCAUUGGACCUCCUGAAGCAGUUUUAGUAUCCAGCUUCAUCUAGGUGAUCGUGAAAUACCUGCAUGCUUUGAGCUCAGCAGCAAUCUUCAUAAACGCAUUUAAAACUAAGUUCUGGGUUUCUGUGGUUUGACUUACUGUGAUGUUUAAAGAAAAACACAGAUUUUAGCGUUAGGAUCACGUAAAUGUAGGCUACACUGGGGACAACUAUGAGUGAUGGUAUUGUGCCAUGAUUGUGUACAGUUUGCAAACUUGUUUUCACUUACAAGGCAAAGAUACUCUUCUAAAACCCUUAAGAGACUGUGAUGCUCUCGAAUUUGCUUAUAUGAAAAUAAAUGAUAUCUGCAUGUUGAAUUGAGGUGGGUGGGGGGAGCAAGCAUAAUUUUAAGUGUUCAGCUUUGCAUCGUUACGUUUCUCUAGUAUUUGCUGUAUUAUUGUACUGUUUAUGGUAAAUAAAAUAUAAAGGAGCAUGCAGUAGCUCUCACCUUCAU